AAUAAAAUAAAACAAAAACUAUCGCAAAUGCUAAGCCUUUGUAAUUCAAGUCGCAUAUUGUUCCGCACGGCAAAAACUCCUAUUAGAUUAGUUCAUCCUCUUUCAUCUCUUCCCUUGUUAUCCAAUCCCAACCCUACCCUCCUCCUUCCCCGUUAUUCUCAUACUUCAUUUAUCACUCUGCCAUUCAAACCACUUCUUUCCACUCCAUCCACUUUCACAACAUAUUGCACUAUGGCCACCCAAUCAAUCUAUGAUUUCACCGUUAAAGAUGCCAAGGGAAAUGAUGUUAAUCUUGGUGACUACAAAGGGAAGGCCCUUUUGAUUGUCAACGUUGCCUCCCAAUGUGGCUUGACUAAUUCAAACUACACAGAGCUGAGUCAGUUGUAUGACAAAUACAAACAGAAAGGUCUGGAAAUUCUGGCAUUUCCAUGCAAUCAGUUUGGGGCGCAGGAGCCUGGAAGUAAUGAACAGAUACAAGAAUUUGUGUGUACUCGUUUCAAAGCUGAGUUUCCUGUUUUUGACAAGGUUGAUGUGAAUGGUGACAAUGCUGCUCCGCUUUACAAGUUUCUAAAAUCAAGCAAAGGUGGACUCUUCGGAGAUAGUAUCAAAUGGAACUUCUCCAAGUUCCUUGUUGAUAAAGAGGGGAAUGUUGUCGAACGUUAUGCACCCACAACUUCUCCUCUGAGCAUUGAGAAGGACUUACUGAAGUUGUUGGAUGCAUGAAGCCAUGAAUGAUUGGAGCUUCCAACAAACGAGUAGUGAUUAGAAUAUUACCAUGAAUAAGAAAUGUAUUGCAGAUGUUGGUGCAAUUUCCUUUCUUUAAUGUACCGAAACAGUUGCUUCUGAACCUUCGAUGUUAGUUUAUAGUCAUGAGGUUGUGUACUUAUUACUGCUGUGUGAGUGUAAAUGUUUGCUUAUUUCAUUGUUUGCU
This is a messenger RNA of Abrus precatorius (Indian licorice), 931 nucleotides long. Its product is annotated as probable phospholipid hydroperoxide glutathione peroxidase. The record is from RefSeq and is a predicted model, not a curated record. NCBI's taxonomy places the organism in Eukaryota, Viridiplantae, Streptophyta, Magnoliopsida, Fabales, Fabaceae. Gene Ontology annotation, biological process: response to oxidative stress. Gene Ontology annotation, cellular component: cytosol. Gene Ontology annotation, molecular function: glutathione peroxidase activity. Bases 28 to 723 code for a protein of 231 amino acids. The transcript has 6 exons.